Messenger RNA from Hypoxylon fragiforme, 2439 nucleotides. RefSeq names its product GTP-binding protein Obg/CgtA. The record is from RefSeq and is a predicted model, not a curated record. The transcript has 2 exons. NCBI's taxonomy places the organism in Eukaryota, Fungi, Ascomycota, Sordariomycetes, Xylariales, Hypoxylaceae. Gene Ontology annotation, molecular function: GTPase activity; GTP binding. Gene Ontology annotation, cellular component: mitochondrion. Bases 385 to 2274 code for a protein of 629 amino acids.
ACCUAGGUAGUGGUGAUGAUGGUUAGUUAUUGUUUGAUUGAUGAUGUUUUGUUUUUGUCGUCGUUUGAAUUUAAAGAUUGAAUAUUUACCAAUUACCAUGUAGCCGAAGCCGGCACCCCCGGCAGGUGAAGCGAGGACGCUAGCAGGGCUAGGAUCAUCAAAGCUUCAGAAUUGUGGGGCUGGUCUUUAUCUUAUCGAGUAUUUUCUCUUAUCGACAGAAAAUUAAUUGAGCAAUUAGAAUCCGAACCAUUCAAUUUUUCUUAGAGGGGCGACAGAAAGGUCCGUGAUGUGAUCAUGGUUCGACAGCUGACUCAAUUGAUAUUUAUGAUGAUGAAUCGACGAUAAACUGCAGAUCAAAUCCAUUAAUCCUCCAAAAUCCAAAAAAUGCCUCCAAGGUGCUCACCAAGUUCAGGGCUAUUCCUCCCAUUCCUCUACCCCUCGCUCUUCCGAACCGUCUCGUCAUCCCGCCGCAUAAUAACAACAAUACAUCGAGCAACCAUCACAACCACCACCACCAGCACCACUACUACCACCACUACCAUACAUAAUCCCUCCUCUUCUCCCUCCACCACCAUCCAAAAUGCCACCGACCUCUCCUCCUCGAGCGACACCAUCCCCCACUCCCGCCUGAACCCCGCCCCCGACGACUAUGCCCUUACAGCCUUCGCCGACAAGGCCCGCAUAACCGUGCACGCCGGCGGCGGUGGCCACGGCUGUAUCUCCUUCCUGCGUGAGGCCUACCAGCCCGACGGCCCCGCAAAUGGCGGAGACGGUGGCCACGGCGGCAACGUGUACAUCCAGGCCGUGCACGGCGAGACCUCUUUACACAAGCUCGCGCGCCGUCGCGUCUUCCGCGCCGGCAGAGGGAAAUCCGGCCAGGGCGGCAACCGCGGCGGCGCUCGCGGCGAGGACGUCAUCAUCCAGGUGCCCGUUGGGACCGUGAUCCGCGAGCUCGAGCGCGUGGAUCCUGUCGUCGCCGAAAACCAGCGGUUCCGCGAGGCGCGCGAGCAGGAACGGGAGUACAAGCGGUUGGCACGGGAAGCUGAGGCGGCCAUCGAGGAGGCGGGCGGAGGAGAAGGAGGCGAAGGGGCAGACGAGGGCGUGGAAGAGGCAAUCCGCGCCAAGCUGCCCGAGGAGCCCGACAACCCGCAUCUGCACAAGUUCCUGCUGUACCCGGGCAUAUCGAGCAUGGAGCGCCGCUCGGUCACGCUGCCCCGCUUACCGCGGCGCGAGCGCCUGUACGUGCAGCCCGAGGCCCCAAUCCAGCUAGACCUAUCCUCACCAACACCGCGGCCCAUUCUCCUCGCCACCGGCGGCGUCGGGGGGCUCGGAAACCCGCACUUCGUGUCCAUAGACCGACCACGCCCGCUAUUCGCGACCAAAGGCGAAGAAGCAAUCAGCCUGCGCUUCGAGCUCGAGCUCAAGCUCCUCGCGGACGUCGGACUCGUCGGCCUACCGAACGCCGGAAAAAGCACCCUCCUCCGCGCGCUGACGAACAGCCGCGCGCGCGUCGGCAACUGGGCCUUCACAACACUACAGCCCAACAUCGGCACCGUCGUGCUCGACAACCACAAGGGCCGCCCCAUCCCCACGCCCAAGCCCGCGCGCCCCGCCCCCCACGCCGUGAUCCGCGACGCCGCGUACGGCUCCGUCGUGAUCGCGCAGCCCGAGCAGAUCGCAGGAUCAGGAGGCCCCGAGCCGCGCACGCGCUUCACCGUCGCCGACAUCCCCGGCCUAAUCGAGGGCGCGCACCUCGACCGCGGCUUGGGCAUCGCCUUCCUGCGCCACGUCGAGCGCGCCGGCGUCCUCGCCUUCGUCGUCGACCUCAGCGCCGGCGAAGCCGUCACCGCCCUCAAAGCCCUCUGGACCGAAGUCGGCCUCUACGCCCGCAUGCGCGAGGACGAGGAGAAGGAGCGCGAAAUCGAGAGCCGCAUCGACUGGGAGGGCGACGGCGCCAGCCGCAGGGGCUACGGCGGCACGCAAAUGAUGCUCGCAGACAACUACGACAAUGUCGACGGCCAGCACCAGGGGGGCCUGCACAUCGCCGCGAAGCCGUGGUUCGUCGUCGCCACCAAGGGCGACCUGCCCAACACCCAGGACAACUACGCCCGGCUGCAGGCCUACCUCGACGCCGUCACCGACGGCCAGGAGCCGCACCCGAGCGGCGUCGAGGGCGCCUGGGUCGCUGACUGUGCUGCUGUGCCCGUCAGUGCCAUCAACAAGCACGGCGUCGAUCGCAUUCUGCAUUGGACUGUUGGGUUGUUGGAUGGGUAGGUAGGUAGGUAGGUAAAUAGAUAGACUAACAUGGGCCAGAGAGAUAAGUAAAUACGGGAAGGGGGGCAUUGGAAAAAAAAAAAGGGAGGAAGAAAAAAAAGAAGGCAUAAUAUAGCUAGGUUAGAUAGUUAUACAUAUAUAAUAAUAUACAUUUAAGCAUUGAAU